GUUUGCGCCGUUUAUCAAGGUUACUGCCCCGAUGUUAUUAAGUUAUGUGACUAGUGUUCAUUAGAGUCAUUUAGAUGGAAACUAGAAACAUAUGUUUCUAGUCUUCAUAUGAAGACUAUCAACUGGUAAUUUCAUAUGCUGCGCAUUUUGUGAAGAGUUCUUUUUCAGUUAAAGGGAAGAGAUAGUGUUCCGAAUAGUGAACAGAUAUGACGAAUCUAAAUUAGUCAAUCAGAGUUGACCAGACUAAAAAAGAUGAAAUAGUUAUUAUAUUCUUGAAAAAAGUGUUAGCAGGUCCGCCACUUAAAAAUCUUGUAUAGCUUUUGUUAUUAUUAGUAGACCCUAUUCAUCGAUCAUAAGUUCAUCACUGCCUACACAACCUACCACUCAUUGAAACUCGUCCGCCUUCAAGGGCCCCAAGACUGAAACUGUAUCAUUUUGUAACUUCCAGUUUUCUCUAGCCCCCAUAGCUUAUGGUGAAUCUUAUUUCUAAAAGUCAAAAAUGAGGGUAUUUUGAUUCCUGCAAAGGUUGACAGUUACCCCUGUUUCAAAAUUCUCAAUCAGCGCAACUUAGGAAUAUUGGCAUGAAAGAACUUAUGCUUUACAUCAUUUGAUGGAGAGUGAAUUUGGUAUUUUGUCUUCAGGUUAUGCCCCUAUGUGAUGAAUGGCGUCUGUUGGCGAUACACAGAUGCGGAAGCAACUUCGUGUUUGCAGGCGCCGUCAGAAACGCCAUUUAAAGUUGAAAAGAGGUGCCCGACUUUCUUCUAACAGAAACAAUUCAUUCAACAGCGUAGUUGAUUCGGAGGAAGUGUACGUUGUUGAAAGUAUCCGUGAUGAGAGGAUUAUUAAGGGACAAAAAUACUACAAGGUACGUUGGCAUGGUUUUCCUCCAGAGGCGGACAGUUGGGAACCGGAACAAAAUCUUACUAACCUUUUGGAUAUAAUUGCCAAUUUUCAUCGAUCAAAGGCGAAGACUCCCAAAAAUUUAGAUGUGCAAAAAGAGUAUCAAACUGGUUAUGAGAACUCCCCAGCUUCACUCCCAACUCCUCCCGCAACACCAAGCACGGCAGUCCACCAUUUACAUAGUCGAUUGAGAGGUGCUAGUGAAGAACGACAAGUAAAUAACUCCAUAAAACGCAAACACUGCACGAAAUCUCGAACUAGUGGGAGAUAUGAAUAUGUGCCAAAACACCAGUUGGUUGCCUUGAAGACAAAAUACUUUGAUGACAUUAGAGAUGGAAAAAUUGACUUGUGCUCAAAUGAUCUUUAUUCUCGCGUUAAAACUCGAAAGCGGUGUGCCGCUGAAUCUACCAGCAAUUCUGUCAGCAAUGAAUCUGCUCAGAGUCGAGGUGGUAGUCUUCAUGGGGAAAAUGAAUCGGAAUGCGAUGCUUCUAUGGAAACUUUUGCAUCAUGCUUUCCAAAACGCGAACCGGUGUCACCGUCAUUUUCGUGUUUUAAUAAUAGUGAAUGCUUCCCAGACUCUAAUUGCACACUUGAAACUAAUGAACAAGAACACACAAGUGUCUAUGCUGCAGAUAGUUCUGAUCAUCAUCAUCUUUCUGACAUUAAUAACAAUAUGGUUGGUUCAACCGAUGACAGAUUGCAUGAUACAGACAGAACUUCCAACACAGACAAUAAAGCCGUUCAGUCGGACAUUUUGAAUUCAGAAUCAAAAAGUAUAUCAUGUGAUCUCGGCUUUUACAAUUCUUUGAAUAAAAUAGAUGUGGGAUUAUCUCCAAUAUCUUUAAGUCCUGUGGAUGAAGAAGCUUUUCAGAAGUCGGAGCAAGAAGUGACUCCUACAUCUGCUAUCAAGGAACAAAUAGAGCAGCUCCAUAACACUAAUAAUCACUCUCAAGGACGAAGCGUCUCCUCAUUGCGCACACUUGUAAAUAUUUAUUUUAACUUAAUCCUAUCACAUAUUUCAAAUCAAGAUCAAAUGGUUCAAGGAGAACAAUUGAAUGACUUCCAAAAUGAGCUCCAGUCUUUGCCAUAUAUCUGUGUUUAUAACCCACAGACUAGUAUCAACUCAUCGGAAGAACUUCUCGAGGCCAUCAAUAAUCAGAGAUGGAGUCUUAUUGCUACUACACCCUCCGAAAAGUUGUUUUCAGUUCCCGAUCAAAAACAGAACAAUGUUUUGUCACCAGAAAGUUCACUUGGAACCCAUAAAGAUGAUAGAUCUGAUUUUAAAGAUAAUCUCUGUUUCAACGAAGACAUUUUAUUGGCUUGCAUUACCGGUGGCGCAGGUAGACCAUUAGUUCUAGACAGACUGCUUACUUCUGGAUUGGAUCCAAAUAAAGUAACUGAACCCAAUUCAAAGUGGCCGUUGCUAGCUCUAGCAGUUUCUUUGGGUCGCUUACACGCUGCUCAAGCUCUUCUUGAUGCAGGUGCUAAGCCUAAUUGCGUUGAACCGAAUUGUCGGCAACGUUCAGCUCUUGGUUUGGCAAUAGCAGCAGGAGAUGUCGAUAUGGCUAACAUGCUUAUAUUGUCUGGUGCAAAUUUCUACGAGGUGGAACCAGGGACAACUGCUCUCGCUCUUAUCAUGCGGUUGUUAAAUGCUCACGUGUCUGCACAACCAAAUACCAAAACAAACUAUGGACAACUAAAUAAAUCUUAUCUUGCUCUGACAGAACUUCAAGAUAAACUACAAAGUCCAGAUAAUCACUAUCCUCCUGUUCCUCCGCCUUGUCCUCCUAACGGACUUGACGUUUACAGUUUACCUAAACCGUACAUUUUCAAUGCUCUCAUAAACUCGAGUUUUGGAAAUCAUUAUAGUUCUGAUCAGUCAAGCAAUACAGAUUUCAAUAAUUCUAAAUCAGGGAAUAUUUUACCCUCCGUAGAUAGUUUAUGCAGACUUCACGAACUUGUUGUCGCUCAUCAUGCUCGUCUGUCGUUAGGUGUCACUAAUUUAGUUCGAAAUUGGCUUACUCGAGCUGAUCUUGUUCAAGUUGGAUUAGUUUCACCAUGUCAGUGGAUAAAUAUACGUGAGUGUUCUGCUACAAUAAAAUUUUCAUGGCCAAACAAAUUUACUAAACCGAAGUCAGAAUCAUCUCGUGUAGUGGCACCGAUUUUGUUUUUAGUUCAUGGUCGGAUAACACCUCCUGCUUGUUAUGAUGUUUGGAUGGAUGAUGAUGGUCCUUGUGUUAUAGAACGUGUUUGUCUCGAUCAAAUGUACACACAGAGACCAUUAAAUCGUAUGCUUUUUGUAACUACAUUAUAUCCACUUGACUGGAAAUCAUCGAAACCUCGAGAGCAUGAAGUUUUAAUCGAAUUUAAACAGGAUCAUAUUUUAUGCGGGUAUUCUACACGUCCAACAUGCAUAGCAAUUAUGAUUGUUGCUGUUGCUCUAUCCCAUAAUAAUAUUAAGGAAGGAGUAUCACAACGGAAUGGGAAUUCAAACACAGUUCAAUCUUCACGUUCAGUUUCGAGUAAUAAUAAUAAUAAUAAUAGUAAUAAGACAACUUAAAAGCAAUCAAAAUUCAUUUGUAUAUGCACCAUCUUUAGUCGAUUAAUUAAUCAGCAUAGGAUGUUCUAUUUCUUUUCCUUCUGGGGAAAUUAUUUCAGCCAACUAGUCAGGUAGUAGAAUACAUAGUACAUAUUAUCUUUGAGCAACCAUAUGUAGUAUUAAAAAUAAUUUUUACUGUGAUCGUGUAACAGUUUCAACUGAAACUAAUUUUUAUCAAUUGGGUCAUAUUACCAAUGAGCUUUCAGAUAAUAUACACGUUAUUCCUAGGCAUCAUUUAUCAUAUUCUUGUAUUUUAUCAUAUUAGGGAUUUAUCAAGAAUUAAUUUCUAAUACUGCUUGUUGUAUUUAUCACUGCUGUUAUACUACCUAAAAAUACGAUUAUCAGAUACCAAGUAUUAUAGUCCUGCGUAUGUAAAUGAGCGCUUAUCUACCGUUGUUGUAUGACUAUUCGUAUCUUCGUAUGAAUUGACUCUAAAUUUCUCUCACUGAAUAAUUGUUUCUAUUAUUAUUAUUAUUAUUAUUAUUAUUAUUCAUCCUUUAAUUCAUCAUACUCAGAAGAAAAGAUAAGACAAAUACUUAGUUCUAAGUGGAUUUCAUUCAUCUGAAGAGAAGAAAUAUUCCUUGCUAUUAGUCUUGUUAUUAUUGUAAUGAAAUAGUUUAUUUAAUAUUUAUUUAUUUACUUAUUUGCAUGCGAAACCCUAGCUAACUCACCUUUUACCUUUAUUCUCUGUUACUUACAGGAAUGAUUGUUGUUUGUUAAUAUUAUUAUUAUUAUUUUUGAUAAACUGUCCUUCAUUUCUAUCCUGUAAUUGAUUCUAUAAUAUAUACAAAAAUCUUACACAAUUUAAAAUGAU
Messenger RNA from Trichobilharzia szidati, 4313 nucleotides. The record is from the annotation of a GenBank genome assembly. NCBI's taxonomy places the organism in Eukaryota, Metazoa, Platyhelminthes, Trematoda, Strigeidida, Schistosomatidae.